AUGCCUCAUCUCCCAACAACGGAGGACGACGCGGAAGAGGCGACUACGCGUUCGCAAGUUGAUCCCACUGUCUCCAGGUCCCGCCCGUCCUUCUUCAACCGGUUGAAGGGUGCUUUCAGAUCGAGGUCUCCGAGUCGUGAGGCUGCCCCAGCUGCCGGUGUACUCUCCAGGUCCAGGAGAGAGGUCUUCCAGAGAGACGAUCAGAGUGACGUUGGAGAUAUCAAUUUGGGAAGGUCAAGAGCAAGCAGCGUUCAAUCGCUUCCUCAGAUCAGCGUCGAAUCAGAAUCACCCUUGCAUGGCAAUGAGAGGGUUCAAUCUCGCUUGGAAACAAGAGGACGUGGCAAGGCUGUUCAGAAUGCCACGCCUGGUAUAUCAUCAUCUGGGACAGUGCAAUCUUCUGCUCAGAAUGCGCAGCCCAGUCUGAAGACAAGUUCUCUGGACCCCGCAGUUGUGGAAGCAGCCCGCACAGCUGCAUUGCAGACAGCCAUUGAAAUGAAAGGCGGCGCUGCACCAGUUUCUGGAAUUACUCCAGGAAUCAGUGGGAUGGGCAGUUCAAUCGACGUUGGCCAUUUUAUGUCAUCUUUUCUCAGCACAUUGUCCAAGUUCAAUUCUGCCGUGGACAAAAUCGCACAGAUUCAUCCUUACGCGCAAGCUGCAUGGACAAUCCUUUCUUUCGCAUCCAAGGCAAUUGUAAACCAGGAUAUCCGCGAUGGCUCGAUCCUUACAUUAUUGAAAAAGAUGGAUGCUGUGUACACUUUUCUCACUGCAGCGGAUUUACGGGAUAUUGAAUCAAUGAAGGGCAUCAUAGAGAAAAUCUGUCACCAGACAUUGGAGUGCUCCUACUUCAUACGGGAAUUUUCUCAGAAUACAAAAUUCCGGAUGAGGUUGCUCAAGAACUUGCUAUCUGAUACGGAUGAUCGCGUACAGGAGUUUAGCAAUGUCUUUGACGAUCUUUUGCAGCAGUUUCGGGACAAGGCCGCCCGCAGCACGCUGAUCGUGGUGCAUCGUAUCUGGGAAGACAUCGCCGAGCUAGCGCAUGACUCCGACUUGCAGCACAUGCCCUACGUUCAAGGUGCAGGCCUUAACCUUCAGAAAAUCUGCCUUGAGGGGACCCGGGAGCAAAUUCUCAAGGAUAUCAUUGAUUGGGUCAAUUUGAAUGGCCAGGAUGACACGUCUCGCAUUUUCUGGCUCCACGGUAACGCCGGAACUGGUAAAUCUUCAAUCGCACAUACCAUCGCUAACUACUUUGAAAAACUGGGACGGCUCGGGUCCUGCUUUUGCUUUGAUCGCAACAAGUUUGCGGAGGAACGGCAUAACAAGAUAUUUACAGUAAUUGCCCAGGAUCUCGCACACACAGACAAGAAUAUACAGAAAGAGCUGGCGGGGAUUGUGCACCUCAACAAGGCACUCAGCAAUACAAGUGACAUUAUACAACAAUGGAGAGAGCUUGUGGUGAAGCCUAUUUGCAAACUGUCCGAAUCGAUGGUUGGGCCUAUUGUAAUCGUCAUCGAUGCGUUGGACGAGAGUGGGAACCCGGAAUCACGCAAAAACCUGCUUCGUAUUCUCGCUGGAAAGUUGAAAGCUGAUAAUGACAGUCAUGUCUCGAAGCUUCCGCCAAAUGUUCGAAUCAUUCUUACCUCGCGAACAUUAUCUGACAUAUACAACACCUUGAACGACGUUGAUCACGUCCAUUCAGUUGCAAUGGAUUCCAUCUCGACCACCUCGACCGCAAGUGAUAUUGCUUACUAUAUCUCUGAGGAGUUGGAGGAUAUCGAAAUCAGAGGAAAUGACGUGUCUCGGCUUUCCUCUGCUGCGGGUGAGUUGUUCGAGUGGGCUCGUCUGGCAUGUGCAUAUGUCAGAGGAGACGAUGAUGCUGGAACGGAUGCAAAGGAGCGCCUGGAACAUCUUUUGGUACGCACUGAAGACGCGGGUGUGCUUCUUGACAAGAUGUAUCUGUUGGUCCUCGAGACACUUCUGCCCAAGGACCAGCCACUACGCCCUAUGCGCCUUCAACGAUUCCUUUCUGUGAUAUCCCAAAUACUUGGGAGUGCGGAGCCGCUAACUAUGGACACUUUGGCCUCUAUGAGGCGCUACUUUCUUGAUAAUGGUCUUGGGAUAGUUGAUGUCCGCACAAUCAUCAAACCAAUGGGUGCACUGCUUAGUGGGACUACCGAUCCAUGUGCUGUAAUCCGUCCGCUCCAUGCGUCGUUCCCGGAAUUUUUGUUGGAUGAAAAACGAAGCGGCGAAUUCUUCAUUGACAUGUCCCGUAUUCACGUUGACCUUGCAACUGCAUCACUAUCAAUCAUGAAAGAGCAACUUCGAUUCAACAUAUGCCAGCUGCCGAGUUCUUAUUUGCCAAACUCUGAGGUUGAGGACCUUGAUCAACGGAUUAACGAUUGCAUAUCUCGUGAAUUAUCGUACUCUAGCCGGUUCUGGACAAACCACUUGCAACUCGCGGAAUAUCAUGUCAUUCUUGUAGAUGCUAUGCGAGAAUUUUUCAAUCAUGAACGGUUACUCUUUUGGAUUGAAAUCUUGAGCUUACUCAAGUUGGUGAAUACUUGUGCUCAAGCGAUGUGGAGUGUUAUUAAAUGGGUAAGUGGUGGCAACUGUUUUCUAAUUGUUCAAGCAUGUGCUAAUAUACUACAGUCUUCCACAAAUUGUGCGGAUAUUGCUGAUUAUGCAUCAGAUGUGCAAAAAUUUGUUCGGAUGUUUGGUGGUGCGAUUGCUCACAGUACCCCACAUCUUUACCUGUCUGCACUCCCGUUCUCGCCUGAAAACUCGCAUAUUAAUCAGGCAUUUGGGGACCGAUUCUGCAAGAUGCUUCGUAUGGAUUCUGGCAGGAGCAUUGAUUGGCCGGUUCUACAAGAGACUUUGAAAGGCCAUGAGGGCAAUAUUAAUUGUGUUGCUUUUUCACCAGAUGGGAAGCACAUUGUUUCUGGCUCAAAUAAUAGAACUCUAAGACUAUGGGAUGCUGAGACUGGGGAGCAGAUUGGGGCACCUCUUGAGGGUCAUGAGCAUUGGGUGUGGUCUGUUGCCUUUUCACCAGAUGGAAGGCAUAUUGUUUCUGGCUCAUUAGACAAGACCCUAAGGCUAUGGGAUGCUCAGACUAGAGAGCAGAUUGGAGCACCUCUUGAAGGUCAUCAAGAUUGGGUAUGGUCUGUUGCCUUUUCACCAGAUGGGAAGCAUAUUGUUUCUGGUUCACGUGAUAGCACACUAAGACUAUGGAAUGCUGAGACUAGAGAGCAGAUUGGGGCACCUUUUGAGGGUCAUCAGAGUUUUGUGCAGUCUGUUGCCUUUUCACCUAAUGGAAGGCACAUUAUUUCUAGUUCAGAUGACAAAACACUAAGACUUUGGGAUGCUGAGACUGGAAAGCAAAUUGGAGCACCUUUUGUGGGUCAUCAGGAUUCUAUGCAGUCUGUUGUCUUUUCACCUGAUGGAAGAUGCAUUGUUUCUGGUUCAUAUGAUCAGACACUCCAGAUGUGGGAUGCUAAAUCUAGACAACAGAGUAUCCCUUUUAAGGGUCAACAUGGUUUGGUGCAGUGUAUUGCCUUUUCACCAGAUGGAAGGCAUAUUGUCUCUAGUUUACAUAACAAAACACUAAGAAUUUGGGAUGCUAGGACGAGAAAGCAGAUUGGGAUACCUUUUGAGGGUCAUCAAGAUUGGGUGCGGGCAGUUGCCUUUUCACCAGAUGGAAGGCGCAUUGUUUCUGGGUCAGAUGAUAAAACACUGAAGUUAUGGGAUGCUAAGACUGAAGAACAGAUUGGAAUACCACUUGAGGGUAAUCAGAAUUUUCUACAGUCAAUUUCCUUUCCAUUAUCUGGAAGGCCCAUUAUUUCUAGUUUACAGAAUAAAACACUAAAGUCACCUGAUGCUAAAAUUAAAGAGCAGGUUAGAAUACCUAUCAAGGGACAUUUGGAUAAUAUAUUGUCUAUUGCCUUUUCACCAAAUGGCAGGCAGAUUAUUUCUGGUUCACAAGACAAAAUAUUAAGGUUGUAG
This is a messenger RNA of Psilocybe cubensis, 3996 nucleotides long. RefSeq lists its product as uncharacterized. Lineage: Eukaryota; Fungi; Basidiomycota; Agaricomycetes; Agaricales; Agrocybaceae. Gene Ontology annotation, molecular function: protein binding. Bases 1 to 3996 code for a protein of 1331 amino acids. The record is from RefSeq and is a predicted model, not a curated record. The transcript is spliced from 10 exons.